Molecule: messenger RNA, 339 nt
Organism: Symbiodinium necroappetens
Lineage: Eukaryota; Dinophyceae; Suessiales; Symbiodiniaceae
Source: the annotation of a GenBank genome assembly
GUCUUACGGCCGCUCCGCCGAGCUUGCCGCGGCCUUGCUGCGCCGGCAUGGGCCACGGUGGAUCCAGCCACAUUGUCGGCAGCUUCACCGGCAGAGGGCAUGAACCUAUGUGGUGGCAGCUGGGCCAAAGCCAAGCGCACGCAGGACAUCGUAGAUCCCUUGAACGGAGAAGUCUUCCUGAAGGUGCCCAACACGGCCAUGGAUGAGAUAGAGCCCUACAUCCAGCGGAUGGCGGCCGUCCCCCGCUCUGGCCUCCACAAUCCCUUCAAGAACCCGGAGAGGUACGUCAUGCUUGGGGAGGUCUGCGGCGCAGCCGCGCGCGAGAUGUUCAAGCCAGAG